Molecule: messenger RNA, 2411 nt
Organism: Mirounga angustirostris (Northern elephant seal)
Lineage: Eukaryota; Metazoa; Chordata; Mammalia; Carnivora; Phocidae
Gene: SYNJ2BP
Product: synaptojanin 2 binding protein
Exons: 5
Coding region: 136-630 (164 amino acids)
Biological process (GO): receptor clustering; embryo development; receptor localization to synapse
Cellular component (GO): postsynaptic density membrane; basolateral plasma membrane; neuromuscular junction
Molecular function (GO): protein binding
Source: RefSeq, a predicted model, not a curated record
CUCGCGGCUUCCUCUUCCGGUCUGCAGGCUGCUGAACUGAAAGUGCUGGGCUCUGGGCGCUCGGCGGAGACUGGUUCACCUUCACCUGCGCGAGCCCCCACCGACCCGGGUGGGAAGCCAAAAGAGCAGUGAGACAUGAACGGAAGAGUGGAUUAUUUGGUCACUGAGGAGGAAAUCAAUCUUACCAGAGGACCCUCGGGGUCAACCGAAAUUGAAAGUGCCCUGAAUUGUGAGCCGGGAGUACAGCCUUAUAAAGGGCUGGGCUUCAACAUCGUCGGUGGCACAGAUCAGCAGUAUGUCUCCAACGACAGUGGCAUCUACGUCAGCCGCAUCAAAGAGGAUGGGGCUGCGGCCCUGGAUGGGCGGCUCCAGGAGGGUGAUAAGAUCCUCUCGGUAAAUGGCCAAGACCUAAGGAACUUGCUGCACCAAGAUGCUGUAGACCUUUUUCGUAAUGCAGGCUAUGCUGUGUCCCUAAGAGUGCAGCACAGGUUACAGGUGCAGAAUGGGCCUCUAGGACAUCGAAGUGAAGGAGAGCCAAAUGGCAUCCCCAUAGCUCUGGUGCUGGUGCCAGCGUUUGCCCUCACCAUGGUGGCAGCCUGGGCCUUCAUGAGAUACCGGCAGCAACUAUGAAAAGCUUGCUCUCUUCCAGUGCUCCCACUAGAAGACACGUUUUCUUUCCCUCUCACCCUCGUCCCCUGCCAUUCUCCCAUAUCCUUCCCUCUCUCUGCAUAGCCAACACGUUCUUGAAAGAGACUGCUACCCAAGCAGGACCUCACUGUCCAAAUGUCCACAUCCUCAUAUCUAAUGGGAGAGUGAAGGCAUUGUUUGAAAGAAAGCUGAAGAAAAGACAUGCUUAGAACAAAUGGGGAGUUAGGUAUUUUGCUCGGAUCACCAACAGAAGUUCAGCUACCACCCAAAGAGGGAAAGGUCCGGUCUUUCCGUCAGCACGGUGAUACCUUUUUCUGAGCUGGCAUGCCUCAAAGGCCAGCUGUGUGAUGCAAGAGAAGAGAGGAUUUUUCUUCUUAAUGAUCUUCCUUGGGAAGUUUUUGUGGCCUUUAUUUAAUUUCUAUCUACAUACUUGGGUGCCUAUAUCAAACACAGGAUAAUGAGAGCCUUUUUACUUUUAUAAAACAAAUGCGUGCUCACGUGCGCGUGCACACACAUACACAUAUCCAUACAUGACAGUAUAAUAGUGAUGCCUUACGGAGAAUUAAAGAAGUGGAAAGCUGCUCUGUGGUUUCAGGUUUCUGAUAAAAGGGAAGUUCUUAAUGGAAGAAUUUGAUACAUAGCAGGAGUGAGAGAAUGAGCCUUGAAAGAGGAUGCCCAAUCUGAGUCAUUUAAAAAAAAAAAAAAAAGCAACUAAUUAAAAAUCUUAGAACAAUAUUUCUUCUCAUAAUAGCUAUGCUGAAGUGGAGGUAAAAUGCCAUAAUCCAGCUUUGUGCAAGUCGAUCUGUUCCACACCCUUUGAGAUGUAAAGAUAAAUCUUACUCGUUCUCUGGGCUGCCCCAGUGAUUUUUUUGGUACCUCAUAGUCCUGUUAAAGGAUCAGCUGGAAUGACUGUGGUCAGAGCUUUGGUGAUGAGGCCAGACCAACCCAGUGAAAGAACUCUAAAAUACAAAAGGAUAAUGACCCCAAGGUGACACCUGAACCCUCUCAGGCCAUCUAACAGAUUUUUUUGGUUUCUAGUGAUAGGCAAAUUCUAAGAGAAGGACCUGCUCUCUGGCAGGAUAGGCAUGAAAUCAGCUCUGCUCCUGAUUCAGUUGAGAGGGUUUGGAUUGCAGGUUUUUUUGAAAGGCUCUAAACACUGGCUAUGGCUUCUAAUAAACCCUUUUGCAGGGAAUGGGAAGGAAAGGGGUUUUGUUUUGUUUUAGUGGGUAGGGAAGUUUGGUGGAUGUUUCAUGGGGAAACCUUGAGAGAAGGCUAUGGAUGAAUGGAUGCUCAGGAAUACCAAAGACAUUAAUGAGGUGCAAACUAUUCUGUUCGUGUGAUAUCGAACGUUGGUUUUAAAACACUAAGGAGAGCUGAACCAAGACUAAUUCUCUGGCUUAAAAAAAAAAUCAUUUCCGUCCUCCAAAUAUAUUAUCUAGACUAUAGGCCUUACAUAAUCCUGACAGCAUGAGUAUGAAGACUUUCCCUGAGGUAACCAGUUGUGUCCAGUUUUUAGCAUGGAUAAUCCAGUAAGCAUUUGUUGAUUGGACACCACCUUAGUUAAGACACUUUCACAAAGAAUGUCACAUUUAUAUUGCAGACGGCAACAGGGAACAGUUACUGAGAAGACACUUGAGGAAGUUCCAUGGAGGAAGGGGAUGAAUUAAGGACCCUUGAGGAGCUCACAGUCUAGUUAAGAGAAUACAUAAAUAGAUGAGCAGUUAAAAGUAGCAACAGACAUGUGCAGGCAGCCAUCACAUUUU